AUGGAGGUGUUUAUUGAAUAUGUCAAAGAGUAUCCUGCGUUGUAUAAUCCAGAGGAUAAAGACUGCCGUGACACAAAUGAAAAAGACGGUUUAUGGAAGAGGAUAGUGGAUGAAAUGAAAAACCCGAACAUAUCAGACAAUAAUGACCGUAAGAUGACACUACAAGUUACAUGUUCCAAAUGUAAGCGUAAGGUUGACCCAAAAAAUACAAUGUUAUGCUCGCUAUGCAGGAAUAACUAUGAAUUUGAUUGCGUCGGAUACUCGGAGAGACUAUACCGCUUAAAAGAUGCAGCAGCUAAAAGUAAAUGGAAGUGCAAAGACUGUAGCCAAAAAUCAAAAGGGACUUCGACACCUUACUCCUCUUUAUCCCACGUAACCACAAGGAAAUAUAAAAUAGGUAAGAAAUCCUACGAAAGCCCUUCUACUUCAAGUGCAAUUUUUAUGCCGACUGAGACGGGACCUUCAGAAAUGGCGCCUGCAAGUGUGUUAGUACAUCUGGACGAUUCACAAACAAUGCAGACAAGCAUUGCUCAACUGAAUGCGUCACCAAUAAAUCAAAUAGACGACCCAAGCACUAACUUUAUCCCACGAUUCCAACGAACCUGA
Parnassius apollo (apollo) is the source of this 606-nucleotide messenger RNA. Lineage: Eukaryota; Metazoa; Arthropoda; Insecta; Lepidoptera; Papilionidae. The record is from the annotation of a GenBank genome assembly.